AUGAACAUAACUCAGCUGUAUAGUUCGUAUCACGAUCGUUCCGGCGAGCAAAUGGACAACAUCAACUCGUUUGUAGCCCGUGCCCUGAUCCAUGUGGUGCACACCUAUAUACUGAGCGUAACGCCGUCGCUGGUCCUGACCCUUUGCUGUCGGAAUAAUCAUACGUGCACCUUCUACAACGAAAUGAUGAGCAUACUCUUUCGUAGUUGGGGCAUAGCGCCACUCCAAAUUGUGACUGUGGAGCCGAAUACGACGGCGCGCGUGCCCGGACGCAGGCACUACAAUCUCAUAUUCACCGACUCGUAUCAGGCGUUCCUGGAAAUCGAUGUGGUGUCGCAUGCCCGGGACUACGACUACAAUGAGUUCUAUUUUAUAUUCCUGCAGGCGCGCGAUCAUCUUCUGCAGGGCGAGAUGCAGCGCAUUUUCGAGUAUUGCUGGCACCAUUACCUCAUCAAUUGUAAUGUUCAGGUUCAGACGGCGAAGGGGGAAAUACUAGUGUUUACGUACUUUCCCUAUGGCACUACCUAUUGCGGGCAAGUGACCCCGACGCUGGUCAAUCGCUAUAACGGCACCGUCAUGGUCACCCCAGAGCUGUUUCCCAGCAAGCUGCGCAACUUCUAUGGCUGCACACUGCGCGCUGGACUGUGGCAUGUGCCCCCAUUUCUGUAGCUAACCUGGCCGUCCAAUGUUGGGGACAGCGCCACACCGAUUGUGGACGGCGGCUACGAAGGACGUCUGCUAUUGGCACUGGCGGAGAAGCUAAACUUUACUAUUGAAGUGCAGGCACUGGGGCCGGAGCAGACACGCGACAAUCAGCCGGGCGUUGGCGUUCUGACUAUGUUACAGAAUCGCCAAAUAGAUUUGAGCUUGGGCUGUUGGCGCCAAACGGUGGCGCGGGGUCUGGUGGCCACUUCCACCCAGAACUACCAUCAGACACGAGAGAAGUUCGGCGUUUUGGAGGCUAGUUAUAAGAUGACUUCGAUGGACAUACUGCUCUAUCCAUAUCAGACUGUUAUGUGGUUGGGCAUUGGCGGCGUCAUUCUGGUGGCGACUCUGCUCCAACACACCAUUGAUUUUCUGCUGCACGAUAGGAGCAAAAAUCUCUGCCUUGACAUCGAGCUCAUCUUCGUCGGGUUACCCAUGAUCUUGACACCUUGGUCCAGUGCCAAGCGGCUGCACUGCAUUAUGCUAAUGGUGUAUUCGUUGCUGCUACGCACAAUCUAUCAAGGACUGCUCUAUCAUCUGAUACGAACGCAGCAGCUCAGCCGCUUACCGCAGUCCAUUAAUGAGCUGAUCCAGGAUAACUAUACGGUAGUGUUGACAACCACCACGCACGAGGGACUGCUGCAGAUUCCAUAUGUGCAGCACAUGAAUUUCUUGGUGGUGAGUCCAACGACCGAGACUGCCUCAUUGGAGUAUUUGGCGGGGCGGCGACAUGAACGAGGAUUUGUUGUAGCCGCUCCGCGGGAUGUGUUCAUUUAUUAUAACCAGGUGAGCCGAAUGCGGGAUGGUGCUGGGGCUGCCCGCUACGAGUUUGUGCCGCAGGAUGUGGUGAACUUGCAGCUGACCAUGUACCUGGACAAGCAUUCCUUCCUCAUCGAUCAACUGAACGAGCAGAUCAUGUGGAUGCGCUCGGGGGGCUUAUUGGCCAUUUGGGAGCAGUGGGAGCUCUCCAACGCCUAUUUGCGAAAGGAGCAGAUGUAUAAAGUAUUUGGACUGAAGGAGCUCCAUGCAAUUUUUGUGUUGGUUGGCAUAGGACUGGCGAUCAGUACUGCGGUAUUCCUGCUAGAGUUCAUGUCCCUGCAUUCGUCGUUCUUGAAGCGACUUUUGCUGAGCAUUUAG
Scaptodrosophila lebanonensis is the source of this 1842-nucleotide messenger RNA. RefSeq lists its product as uncharacterized. The transcript is spliced from 2 exons. Lineage: Eukaryota; Metazoa; Arthropoda; Insecta; Diptera; Drosophilidae. The record is from RefSeq and is a predicted model, not a curated record.